GGGAUGACAGGGCAGGGAAGAGGAUGCACAAAGUUAUGGAGGGGGGCAGAAUGGGAUCGUUGGCGGGCAGGGAGGAGACAGGAGGGACCCCAGGGCUGGUUGCAGAAGAAGAUGCGGGGCCUUUCCCGCUGUGGCCCAGGGUUGGGACUGGCUGGCUCAGGGCACUGGGAAAGGAUUCCAGGGCCUGGCCCCUCUAGAUGGAGCUGGACAUGAUCCCACCCUGGCUGGCGCAGGGAACUGGGAUCAUAAGAGGUGGAGGAUCACCCCCACCAUAGCUGUCUAGUGCUGUGCUCCACUGUCAGUGCAGAUCCGGAGGAGGGGGGGUCCUGAGGGGGGUGCCGAGGGCCUGCUCUGCAGGCAGCGCCAGGAGGGGGGGUGUUAGGGGGGGUCCCCUCCCCCAGCGUCUCUCCGCAUCCCCCCUCGUUCCUCCCUGCUCUGGCGGCUGCUGCUGCUGCGUCACUGGGCUCAGCUCUAGGAUGGAGCCGCAGAGGGGCCUGCUCUUUAGCCCCUGAGGGCCGGGGCAGCCUCCUCAGCCGUGAGAAGCCCCCCUCCCCAGACUGGGGAGGGGAGAGAGCCGGCCCCCACCCUCACAGGAGACUCGGAGACCUGAUUGGUCACAAUGUGAUGGCGAGCGAGCCACCUGCUCAGACUUCCCGGGUGACACGCACAAGCUCCCGCCUGACCUCCGGCCCCUGGAAACGCCCGGCUGCCCUGGUCCCUUCUGUGGCUCCCAGCCGGCCCCGCUUCUGGGAGGGGCAGGAUGUGCUGGCCCGCUGGACCGAUGGCCUGCUCUAUCUGGGUACCAUCAAGAAGGUGGAUGCUUCACGGCAGGUUUGCCUGGUGCAGUUUGAGGACAAUUCCCAGUUCCUGGUGCUCUGGAAGGACAUUAACCCUGCCGCUGUGCCUGGAGAGGAGCAGAUCUGCUGCGUGUGUUACUCGGAGUCCGUAAGCCCAGAGAACCAGUUGGUGCGGUGUGAGAAAUGUGGGCACACCUACCAUCAGGAGUGUCACCUGCCCAGAGUGCUGGAUGUGAGCAGCGAUGGGGCUGGGGUGCUUGGUGCAUGGAUGUGCCGGCAGUGUGUCUUCGCUGUGGCCACCAAGAGGGGUGGUGCACUCAAGAAAGGCCCCUAUGCCAAGGCCAUGUUGAGCAUGAAGCUGGUGCUGCCCUAUCAGCUCAAGGCUCUGGAGUGGGAUCCAGCACACCUGACCAAUCGGCAGCAGUGUUACUGCUACUGUGGAGGCCCUGGAGAGUGGAACCUGAAGAUGUUGCAGUGCUGCAGCUGUGCCCAGUGGUUCCAUGAGGCAUGUACCCAGUGUCUGAGCAAGCCACUGCUUUAUGGAGACAGAUUUUAUGUCUUUGAGUGCUGUGUCUGCACUGGGGGCCCUGAGAGCGUACGGAGACUUCCCCUGAGAUGGGUGGACGUGGCCCAUCUCAUUCUCUAUCAUCUUAGCAUCUGUUGCAAAAAGAAAUACUUUGACUUUGAGCGGGAGAUUCUGCCAUUUGCCAGCGAGAACUGGGACAACCUGCUGCUGGGAGAGCUCUCAGAUACACCCAAGAGGGAUCGGUACAGCCAAUUGCUGAGUGCCCUGAGCAGCCACAAAGACAGGUUUAUUUCAGGGAAGGAGAUCAAGAAGCGGAAGGGUCUCUUUGGGCUCCACAUACGAGUGCCACCUCCUGCACCUCAGUGCCCUGGGGGCCAUGGUGGCUCCACAGCUCAGCAGCCCCAGGGGCAGCCCCCUCUUACUGACAGCAGCUUCCUUUCAGGGCAGGGCAGCAGUGGGGCAGGGCGCCGGAGGCUACGGAGGCGCAAAGUCCCCCCAGAACCUACAGACACCAUGGAACUGAGGAGCAGCAGGGAGAAGUGGCAGCUGGACAGAGCCCUCACCCAGGAGGUGGUGGAGACCCCAGUCAGUGCUAGCCAGACAUACUGUGGCUACAGUGGCACCUCCAGCACCUACAACUUCCGCCGCACUGACGCCCGCUGCCUGGAAAGUGCUCCCAUCAGGAUGUUUGCCUCCUUCCACCCAUCUGCCAACACUGCCCGGACCCUGAGGAGCACCACUGCCAGCCCGGACUCCCGUGAAGCACCUGCGCCAGAGAGCGAGAGCCCUGAGCAUCCCCCUGCCCACACUCCACUGCCCCAUGCAAACUACCCAGCCCCCACCACCACCAAGCACCAGCUGGAGCCCCUGGCCUCCCCUUCCUCCUCCAGUGCUCUGUGCCCAGGUCCUGCCCCCACCAGCAGCAGCUACUUUGGAGCCAUGGGACGCCUGGCUCGUGGGGAGGCUGUCCGCAUCCUGGCCCGCAGGGUCACCCUCGAUGGCACUGUCCAGUACCUGGUGGAAUGGGGUGGAGGGGGCAUGUUCUGAGUGGGAGGGGAAGUGCUAGAGACAGCCCCUCUAUUGGGGCUGCAGAGAGUUGUUGGCCUUCUUCUCUCUCUCCCCCCCCUACACACACACACUGAGCAGAGUGCAACUCCCAGGAGCCCCCCGGACAGAGUGCAGUGUCAGGCCUCUCUCCUGGGAAGGUGAUGGGUUUGUCCUUCUCUGACAGCAGUGGGGGCUCUCACCCUCAGCUUGGAUAUAAGGCAGGAACUGCCUAGUCCUGCUCAAAGAAGGGCCCUAGGAUGGAUGGGGGGCAGGGGCAUUCCCUGCUCUCACCAGGCAAAUGCUUCAUUGUAUUCAAAGGGUUUAUUUUCUUGUUCUGUUUUUUAUUAUUCUGUAAAAAUUCUAUUUAAAGAAGUGUGAUGGGGGGAGGACAGAGCUUGAGGCACCCUGCCACAGUGGGGCUGUCCAAGGCAGAAUGGGGGCACAGGACUAGGAGGUGACAGCUCCCCAAGGCCUGGGAGGAGAGGGGUGCUGCCAGCACAGUCAUCCAUCCUGCUUGUAAUCUGCUGUACAGAUGGCAUAUGUUCCUCUCCCCACAGGCCAGCUGUGCCCUCUCCCCCAACCCUGUGUGCUGAUGCUGUUGUCACCACCGCCAUUCUGACUGUACAAACUGAUACCUGCAAUAAAGAGCUUGCUGCA
Messenger RNA from Gopherus flavomarginatus (Mexican gopher tortoise), 3027 nucleotides. It is a transcript of the gene PHF1, whose product is annotated as PHD finger protein 1. The record is from RefSeq and is a predicted model, not a curated record. Gene Ontology annotation, cellular component: nucleus. The coding region runs from base 625 to 2370 and encodes 581 amino acids. Gene Ontology annotation, biological process: chromatin organization; regulation of DNA-templated transcription. Gene Ontology annotation, molecular function: DNA binding; chromatin binding. The transcript has 15 exons. Lineage: Eukaryota; Metazoa; Chordata; Testudines; Testudinidae.